This is a messenger RNA of Ctenopharyngodon idella (grass carp), 4206 nucleotides long. RefSeq names its product serine/threonine-protein phosphatase with EF-hands 2-like. The record is from RefSeq and is a predicted model, not a curated record. Gene Ontology annotation, molecular function: iron ion binding; calcium ion binding; manganese ion binding. The transcript is spliced from 15 exons. Gene Ontology annotation, biological process: detection of stimulus involved in sensory perception; negative regulation of MAPK cascade. Gene Ontology annotation, cellular component: cytosol; nucleus. Lineage: Eukaryota; Metazoa; Chordata; Actinopteri; Cypriniformes; Xenocyprididae. Bases 1953 to 4016 code for a protein of 687 amino acids.
GAUGGCAAGUAUGAGAAAGAUCAGAGAGGAACGACAGAAGAAGCCACUGACGAAACAGGCCUGCACCUGUGUCUGUUCUUUAAUCACAGAUUAAUCUCAGUUUCCCAUUAAACUCUCGAACGCUCUUUAAAGAGCUCAAAGAUGAACAGGAGAAUCUUAUCUUCUCAGUCAUUUCACAUAUAACAAGAGUCACAAAUCAAAACAUCAAUGUUUUCUCAUCGUCUUUGAGUUGAUCUCGAACUGAAAAGGUUUUCAUUUUUCUGUCAUUUCUCAUGAGAAAAUACGAAGCUGUUGCAGCAUCUGUAGUUUCUCUUCUGACCUCAGAUGAACCGAAUCAAAGGAACGCUGCCGUGUUUGUCCUUGACUGAAACUCCCUCGAGUCAGGAGGAAUUCCACACCUGCGUGUGAACGGCCAUCUAAAGAAAGAAACAACCGUCCUCAUUCUGAGAAACCUGAGCCGUUUCAGGACAACUUAAUAUACUUGUAUCUACUGCUGGACUGUCAAGAAAUGUGUUUUCUGCUGUAACCAUUUAUUCACAUAUUGGUCAAAAACAAUACUGUUGUUGUUUGUCAUUCUUACACUUCUAUCCCCAAUCCUGAAUAUGUGCGACAUUAUCUCAACCCCAUCACAGAACAUUUAUACACUCGAAAUAUGAAUAAAUAAAUCAAAUCUAGUAGAAUUCUUUGUUUUUAUACAUUAAAGCCGUGAUGAUUGGGGACAACUGGUCUGUUUUUCAAUGACAAACAUUUACAAAUACAUGAAUGUUUUAUUUUUAUAUCCAUUAAGUUCUGUGACUCGAUAAUUAGAUGUCAACCACGAGAACAGAAGGCUCAAACACGCGGAGCGAUGGCCUUUAACACACUCUUUAUCCGUCUAUUCUGGGUUGUAGCCGAGCCGCAGUAUUAACCCUAAUCCAGCCGCGGCUGGUGUGGAUGAGCUCCAUUUCUCCAUCUGUCCAUCUGUCCAUCUGUCUCUGCGCAGGGAAGAGUGUUUGAGUUGAAGAGCUGCGCUGGACUCUGAGGGCAUGCUGGGACUCUGACGGGUGAGUGUGACGUUCUGUCCUUUUAUAAAGAAUCAGAGCUAAUUACUCUUUAGAGUUCGAGAACAGAGAACGAAAAUUGUGUUAAUAAUCAAUUAGUCUCCUUGAGAAAACAGAGAAUGAAAUGACCACAUUAUUUCUGAUUCUCACUGAUGUGAGGGGAAUUAUUGAUCAUUGUGAAAUUGAGAUUACAAGCGUUCACUGCCACAGACACAUUUACUCAUCUGAGAGGAACUGUGUGAUUUCAUACGUGUUCUUACAGCAGACGGACGGUGACAUGGGAUGUGGAGUCACCAAAUCAAACCAACUGCAGCUGAAGCCAUGCAGUCAAGGUGCGUGAAGAAAACAGUCUGACACCGCUCAAAGAUUCAGAGUUUCUGACAUUAAAUGUCUUUCCUGAGAGACACAGCUCACUUCUGUCUGUCUCUGUCUGUCUGUAGGGAGCAUCUCCGUUCCAGGUUAAUCUUCCUCAUUUAUUUCAGUAAAUCUCAUUGUUGACAGUGAAUGUGAAUGAAAGUCAAACUCUGUUUCUCUUGUUUCUCUCACAUGCAGCCGCCACAGGUCAGACAGAUCACAUGAUCAAAGAGUCAUCACUGUCACUCUCAUCUGCUGCUGAUCUGACUCUCUCUGUCCGUCUGUUUCUCUCUUGGUCUGCUUUUCAUCCAUCCAUCCUUCUAUCUGCCUCUCCAUCCACCUAUCCAUCCAUCUGUCUGUCCAUCAAUCCAUCUGUCCAUCCGUCUAUCCCUCUGUCUGUCUCUCCAUCCAUCCAUCCAUCCAUCCAUCCAUCCAUCCGUCUGACUCUCUGUCCAUCUGUCUUUCUCUCCAUCAAUCCAUCCAUCCAUCCGUCUGUCUGUCUGUCUGUCCAUCCAUCUGUCUCUCCAUCCAUCCGUCUGUCUGCCUGUCUGUCCAGCGAUGCGGGCGGCGCUGCUCAUCCAGCGCUGGUACCGUCAGUAUGCGGCGCGGCUGGAAAUGCGACGCCGCUGCUCCUGGAACAUCUUUCAGUCUAUAGAGUAUUCUGGACAACAGGAUCAUAUCAAGCUGUAUAAUUUCUUCGGUUACCUGAUGGAUCAUUUUACUUCUGCCAGCAGCCAAAGGAAUCUGGUCUCCCAGAUGUUUCGCGAGAGUGACGCGUUUCAGGACGUGGAGUGGGAGAAACAGUUCUGUUACAAGGCCAUUGAGGUUCCAGACGUCUACGCCGGCCCACAUCUCUCCUUCCCGCUGACCAUCUCCAACGUCACAGAGCUGGUGGACGCCUUCAAAAACAAACAAAAGCUUCACGCGCGGUACGUCCUGCAACUGCUGGGCAAGACGUGGACGCUUCUGCGCUUGAUGCCCAACAUCAGUCACGUGUGCACCUGCAAACACAAAGAGAUCACCAUCUGUGGUGACUUACACGGCCAUCUGGAGGAUCUGCUGUUGGUCUUUUACAAAAAUGGAUUUCCUUCAGCGGAGACGCCGUACGUCUUCAACGGUGACUUUGUGGACAGAGGGAAAGAGUCUAUGGAGAUUCUGUUGGUUCUGUUUGCGUUCCUGUUGCUGUAUCCGCACGACAUGCACCUGAACCGAGGAAACCACGAGGACCACAUCGUUAAUCUGAGAUACGGCUUCACUAAGGAAGUUCUGGGGAAAUAUCAGGUUCAUGGGAAAAUGAUUCUUAAACUUCUGCAGAAGAUCUUCAGCUGUUUGCCACUGGCGACAGUGAUUGACCAGAAGGUUCUGAUUCUACAUGGAGGAAUUUCUGACAAGACGGACUUGAAUCUGAUCGCCAAACUGGACCGUCAAAGAUUCGUUUCGGCCCUCCGGCCCCUGAAGCGGAGAGAAGCAUCUGUCCCAGAUGGAGACGACGAUGAUGACUUCAGCGCGGGCCGGAGGAGAGUUCAGUCUCUGACUCACGGCACACCGGUGCGGCCCAGACAGGAGCUCCCGCGGCAUUCGGUGCACUCGGGGUCAGGCCGGACGGGUCGGUCCGUCGACGAGGAGCUGCGAGAGAGACGUCGACUGGCGGGUCUCAGUCUGUCCGGCUCGGAGCUUUAUUCUGCUGAGGUUCUGGAGACGGACGCGGAUGAAUGGAAACAGAUAGUGGAUGUUCUGUGGAGUGACCCGAUGUCUCAGAACGGUUGUGUCCCGAAUGAGGUUCGAGGCGGCGGGUGUUACUGGGGGCCGGACGUCACACAGGAAGUGCUGGACAGACACAAACUGAAGCUGCUCAUCAGAUCACAUGAGUGCAAACAGGAAGGAUAUGAAUUCUGCCACAACGGCAGGGUUUUGACGAUAUUUUCAGCCUCUAAUUACUAUGAUGUGGGCAGUAACAGAGGCGCUUAUAUUCGUUUGGGCCCUGACCUCAUUCCUCACUUCAAACAGUUUCAGGCCAGCAGAUCGACACGAGAACUCACACUCAGACAGAGUGUGGGACGAACAGAACGUUCUGCAUUACAGGCUCUGAGGAUGCAGCUGUUCGCACACAAAUCUGCCCUGAUUCGAGAAUUUCAGGAAUAUGACCCCCAGUGCACAGGUCUGAUCUCUCUGAAGCACUGGGCCGUGGCCAUGGAGAAGGUUCUGCGGCUCAGUCUCCCGUGGAGAGUCCUGAGGGCUCAGCUGGUGACCAGCAGCACACGGGACGGGAUGCUCAGCUACCACGACUGGUUCAACCAGCUGUCCGUCAUCCAGCCAAACACAGAGAUUGCUAACGCGAGUCUACUGGAGACGCUGUACAAACAUCACUCUAACCUGGAGAGCAUCUUCAGAAUGAUCGACACGGACCAUUCAGGUCUGAUCUCGUUUGAGGAGUUUCAUCAGACGUGGAAGCUGCUGAGCUCGCACCUGCAGACGGACAUCAGCGAUAAAGCCAUCGCAGACCUGGCCGAGAGCAUCGACUUCAACAAGGACGGCAGCAUCGACAUCAACGAGUUCAUGGAGGCCUUUCGCCUCGUGGAACAAUCUAGAGGAGAGAGGGAAGCGCCGCCGUCACCAGAAUGAGCGCAGGACGUCCCAGAGACACAGGCGAGCGCAGACGUCUGGCCAAACGCUUGAAACCUCGAGCAGCAACUGUACGGAUGAAAACAUGUCUGAAUAUUUCCCUGCCGUUUACUUUACUAAAGGCCAUGGUGUUUUUCAGUGCUUUAACUUUCAUACAUGCUCAAUAAAUCAGCCAAACGCGUGAAAUUCA